CGAAAAGAAAUCUAUGAAAAAAAAAAAAAAAAUUUUAAAGCUCAUCUCAAAAAAAUUUUAAAAUUACAACUACUUUCAAGAUCCUUUCAACUUCUUCAACAUCCUUUAUCCACAAUGAGAGUCAAGAAGAAGAAUACAAGAGGUAAUGCUAAGAACUUCAUCACCAGAACCCAAGCUGUGAAAAAACUACAAGUUUCAUUAGCUGAUUUCCGUCGUUUAUGUAUUUUUAAAGGUAUCUUCCCAAGAGAACCAAGAAAUAAAAAGAAGGCAAACAAAGGUUCCACAGCCCCUGUUACAUUUUAUUAUUAUAAAGAUAUUCAAUAUUUAUUACAUGAACCAGUUUUACAAAAAUUUAGAGAUCAUAAAGCUUUUUCUAAAAAAUUAAAUAGAGCUUUAGGUAGAGGUGAAGUUGGUGAUGCUAAAAAAUUGGAAGAGAAUAGACCAAAAUAUAAAUUAGAUAAUGUUAUCAAAGAGAGAUAUCCAACAUUCCCAGAUGCCUUGAGAGAUAUUGAUGAUGCUUUGAACAUGUUGUUUUUAUUUUCAAUCAUGCCAGCAACUGAUAAAAUUUCCACUAGAGUUACUAAAGAUGCUACCACAAUUUGUAAUCAAUGGUUAGCUUACGUUUCAAGAGAACGUGCAUUGCGUAAAGUGUUUGUUUCUAUAAAAGGUGUUUAUUAUGAAGCUGUUGUGAAAGGUGUUGAAAUCAGAUGGUUAGUUCCAUUUAAAUUCCCACAAAAUAUUCCAUCAGAUAUUGAUUUUAGAAUCAUGUUGACAUUUUUAGAAUUUUAUUCAACUUUAUUACAUUUUGUUUUAUACAAAUUAUAUACAGAUGCUGGAUUGAUUUAUCCUCCAAAAUUAGAUGAUAAAAAAAUUAAAGGUGUUGGUGGAUUAAGUGCAUAUAUUUUAGAAUCAAAAUCAACUGGUUCAAUCUUGCCAGAGAUUGAUGAAGAAAGUGGUAAAGAUGUUGAAGGUCAACAAAUUUCCAAUGAAUCAAUCAAAGCUGCAUUAAAAGCUGAUUCAAAAGCUGAUCCUGAACAAGAGGAAGCACAAGAAGAAUCUAAUCAAGAUGUUGAAUUGAUUGAAUUGGAUGAAUUUUUAGAUACAAACAAAAAUUCAGGUGAUUUAUUAAAACAACCAUCAAAAUUUGAAAAUGAAACAUCAAAUUUAUUUAAUAAUUUUGUUUUUUUCAUUAGUCGUGAAGUUCCAUUAGAUAUUUUAGAAUUUAUUAUAUUAUCAUGUGGUGGUUCAAUCAUAAGUGAUUUAUCCUUGGAUGAAUUGAAAAUGAAUGGUGAAGAUAUAAGUAAAUUGCCAUUAGAUAAAAUCACACAUCAAAUUGUGGAUAGACCAAAAAUCAAUGGUAAGGUGCAAGGUAGAACUUAUGUUCAACCUCAAUGGGUUUUUGAUUCAAUUAAUAAAUCAAACUUAUUGCCUGUUAAUACUUAUUUACCUGGUGAAACUUUACCACCUCAUUUAUCACCAUGGGGUGAUGCUGGUGGUUAUAACCCAGAAGAGAAAUUGGAAGAAGUUGAAGAUGAAGAAGAAAGUGAAGAAGAGGAUGAAGAGAUUGAAGAAGGUGAUGAAGAUGUUGAAGAUAUUGAAGAAGAUGAAGAAGAGGAAGAUGAAGAUUUGAAGGCACAAAAAGAAUUGGAAUUAGAAGCUCAAGGUGUUAAAUAUAGUGAUGUUAAACAAGAUUUACAAGAUUCAGAUAAGAAAAAGAGAAAACAAUCAUCAACAAAGACUAAAGAAGAUGAAGAAAAAGAAUUGAAAUUAAUCAUGAUGUCAAAUAAACAACGUAAGUUGUAUAAAAAGAUGAAGUAUUCAAAUGAACAAAAAGAAUCAAGACAAGAAGAAUUACGUCAAAAAAGAAGAAAGAUUGAAAAGGCUAAAUCUAAAUUAGAUAAAUUAAAUGAAAAGAAAUGA
Messenger RNA from Hansenula anomala, 1920 nucleotides. It is a transcript of the gene NOP7, whose product is annotated as mRNA-binding ribosome synthesis protein NOP7. Gene Ontology annotation, cellular component: PeBoW complex; nucleolus. Bases 115 to 1920 code for a protein of 601 amino acids. The transcript has a single exon. The record is from RefSeq and is a predicted model, not a curated record. Gene Ontology annotation, biological process: ribosome biogenesis; maturation of LSU-rRNA from tricistronic rRNA transcript (SSU-rRNA, 5.8S rRNA, LSU-rRNA). Gene Ontology annotation, molecular function: RNA binding. Lineage: Eukaryota; Fungi; Ascomycota; Saccharomycetes; Phaffomycetales; Wickerhamomycetaceae.